CUAGAGUACAAUAGCAUUGUCAUGGCUCACUGAAACCUCAGGCUCCUGGGCUUCAGUGAUCCUCCCACCCUGGCCUGCCAAAGUGCUGGGGUUACAGGCACGAGUCACCAUGCUUAGCCAAGGGACUAAGUUUUGCAGUAGUUUUUUAUGCAAUAAAGAACUGAAACCAUAUAUAUUAGGAAAAUGAUAAUUUUGUCUGAGGCUUGCUUCAAAAUAAUCCAGUGGGAAGCGCAUGGGGGAAUGAAUGAAAACUUUGACGUGGUAAUUGUUGAAGCUGGUCAGUGGGUACAAGGAGAUUCAUUAUGUCAUGUUCUCUACUCUUGAAUGUCUUUGAAAAUAAACUUUUUAAAAAUGAUCCUAGAAUACAUCAUAGGAAAAUGAUGUCAAGUAUGUAUAAAUUUACGGUGCAUUUAGACAGGGAAUUCCGUGUGCAGGCAUAUUGUCCCUCAACAAAUGUGAGUUUUGCAGGACCAGACCCUGGGUAAAAACAGUAGGCAAGGUCUCAAACUGUUCGCCUUGGGGGACAACCCAGCUCCUCCCACACACGCCUCAGUGGCCAGCGAAGGCCCAAGACACCGAGAUGCCAAGAAGACCUGCCCAUUUCCUAGAGGGGCCGUCACGGCCCCACAAACCCUCCGCGGGGCGGAGCUAUGACGCGCUUCCGGUCCCGCCGGCCCGCGGUGCGUGGUGCUUUCUCCGGCGUCUAGAGCGGCUCUGACUUACGGUGAAACGUGUGGCCCUAAAGAACCAGAAACCCAAAGAACUAAUAUUCCUGCUCCACAGAGUCCCAUCUUUAGUGAGACUGUUUCUGGAGUUUAUGAUGACCAAGGUACUGGGCAUGGGCACUGUCUUGGGCCCGAGGCCUCCACAGGAGCAGGUGGGGCCCAUGAUUGUGAAAGUUGAGGAGGAGGAGAAAGGGAAGUGCCUUCCUAGCCUGGAGAUGUUCCGUCAGCGCUUUAGGCAAUUUGGGUACCAUGACACUCCAGGGCCCCGGGAGGCCCUGAGCCAACUCCGCGUGCUGUGCUGUGAGUGGCUGAGGCCUGAGAUCCACACCAAGGAGCAGAUCCUGGAGCUGCUGGUGCUGGAGCAGUUCCUGACCAUCCUGCCCCAGGAGCUCCAGGCCUGGGUGCAGGAGCACUGCCCAGAGAGUGCUGAAGAGGCCGUCACUCUCCUCGAAGAUCUGGAGCGAGAACUGGAUGAACCAGGACACCAGGUCUCAACUCCUUCAAGUGAACAGAAACAGGUGUGGGAGAAGAUGUCAUCUUCAGGAACAAUGAAGAAGUCCCCGAGCAGUGUGCAGCCACAGCCUGUGGAGACCAGUCACAAAUAUGAAUCUUGGGGGCCCCUGUACAUCCAAGAGACUGGUGAGGAGCAGGAUUUCACUCAAGAUCCAACAAAGAUUCAAGAUUGUAAGUCACAUACCCAGAAUGAAGAAUCAACCGAUGAGCAGAAAGGUUCUGAAGAAGAAUCUUGUGCAGAUGGACUCAAAAAAGAUAUCAUUCCUGUGAUUAUUGCCAGUAAAUGUGAGGCCAGGUUAGAAAGGCAGCGUGUAAACCUUGAAAAGGAAAGAGGAACAAAAACCCCCCUUCAAGACACAGGCUCCAAGAAAGGUACAGAAUCAGUUCCUACUAAACUUACUCCAAGAGAGAGACGUUAUAUAUGUGCUGAGUGUGGAAAAGCCUUUAGCAAUAGCUCAAAUCUUACCAAACACCGGAGAACACACACUGGGGAGAAACCUUACGUAUGCACCAAGUGUGGGAAAGCUUUCAGCCACAGCUCAAACCUCACGCUUCAUUACAGAACACACUUGGUGGACCGGCCCUAUGACUGUAAGUGUGGGAAAGCCUUCGGGCAGAGCUCAGACCUCCUUAAACACCAGAGGAUGCACACUGAAGAGGCACCAUAUCAGUGCAAAGAUUGUGGAAAGGCUUUCAGUGGUAAGGGCAGCCUCAUUCGACACUACCGAAUCCACACUGGGGAGAAGCCGUAUCAGUGUAAUGAAUGUGGGAAGAGCUUCAGUCAGCAUGCAGGUCUUAGUUCACAUCAGAGACUCCACACCGGAGAGAAGCCAUAUAAAUGUAAGGAGUGUGGGAAGGCCUUCAACCACAGCUCAAAUUUUAAUAAACAUCAUAGAAUCCAUACUGGGGAAAAGCCUUAUUGGUGUAAUCAUUGUGGGAAAACCUUCUGCAGCAAGUCAAAUCUUUCCAAACAUCAGAGAGUCCACACUGGAGAGGGAGAAGCACCGUAACUGUGAAGUAUGCCCUUCUGUUAUUUCGGUUUUUUUAAAUUUCAGAACAUGAAUGCCAGGGAGAAGCCCUGUUAUGAUACGAAUUUCAAUGAUAGAUUUGCUUCACUCAACAUCAAGGAAUAUUUGAGGAGUAAGAGCUCCACAGUAGCAUGGUAGACAGGACGUUCUCAGACAGUGUCAGCAGGUUCCACACUUGCCAGCUGGCUGGGGCAGAGUCCCCACCCACGGUUAGGAUCGAUCCCAGGAGACCCUGCCAGCAUUGCUUUUUGAAUAAACUGAUAUGUAUCCAGUAUAAUUAACUAAGGAAGAAACAUUAAAACUAUUGAACUACUUUAACAUAUAUCCAAGAAUUAUAAUUUGUAAAGAAUUGAGCCACAUUGGACACAAUUUAAUCAGAUUCAGAAUAAACUUGUAACAUCUUGUAA
Molecule: messenger RNA, 2673 nt
Organism: Microcebus murinus (gray mouse lemur)
Lineage: Eukaryota; Metazoa; Chordata; Mammalia; Primates; Cheirogaleidae
Gene: ZSCAN21
Product: zinc finger and SCAN domain containing 21
Biological process (GO): regulation of transcription by RNA polymerase II
Molecular function (GO): DNA-binding transcription factor activity, RNA polymerase II-specific; RNA polymerase II cis-regulatory region sequence-specific DNA binding
Source: RefSeq, a predicted model, not a curated record